Cylicostephanus goldi is the source of this 303-nucleotide messenger RNA. Lineage: Eukaryota; Metazoa; Nematoda; Chromadorea; Rhabditida; Strongylidae. The record is from the annotation of a GenBank genome assembly.
AUGAGGACCUUGAUUUUUUUGCUAUAUACGAUCAUAUUAGUGUCUGCUGUGUCAACGCAAGAACAAUAUGAGAGGAGAAAUCGUCGAAACACCAGCGGUUCUUCACUUGUUGGAGAAGUUUGCUCGUUCAAUACGGAUUGUCAACGUGGAAUGUUUUGCGGUGGAGGAUUGUGUCAAUGCCUCUCCAACUUUGUCGCAAUUGAGAAGCAUUGCUGGCCCAAAAUCAAUCCAGGAGAGUCUGGAUGUGUAGAGAGAAAACAGUGCGAUGCGGUUUGGCCGGAAGCGAUUUGCUCUAUGUCGGGG